AUGACGCGGAAACGAAGGCUCUCUAGGCAAGAUAACAUCGAAAACGACGUUAAAAAGGUUAACUACUCUAUCAGGCAGUUUUCUUAUAUUUACGAAUACUUUCUAUAAUGAAAUAAGUAUCUCACGCUGCAGGGUGACGAUUUGUACAAACACAAAAUGGAAGACGUUCAGGAAACACUUGUGGAAGAAGAAGUUGAGCAUUACCAUUAUGAGAUGGAAAACGUUGAGGUUUUCGAAGAAUGUAUAGCAGAAAAUGAUACGGUUGGUUAUAUCCCUUUUUCUUCUCUUCAUCUUUUGUUUUCAGCAGCAUGAUUUUGUGGAAGGACAGCUCGAUAUACCUAUAACAAUGAAGAAAAGGUUUUUUUUUUCGAUUUUACGGUUUGUAUGUAACUGUAUACUAUUUCAGGAAUUCCAUAGUUCCAAGAAAACGAAGACCAGCAGCAGGGAACCAAUUCAUAAACUACGCAGCGCCGAAGUUUUUUGAAAACAUCAUCCGAUUAGCCAUUUCUUUUGAAGGUAUUACGACCGCUACAAAAGUCAGGAUUAUGCAAGGCGCAAUGAUUUGAUGAAGUACUGUCACGUGUGUCGAAAAAAAGUGAUUGGAAAGUUACGCGUCCUCCCGGGAGAUCUGAAAGUUUUCGCACUUCACAUGAGUUUAUGAAUGUCAAGGUUUAGAUGAGAAAAGUUUGGAUUUUGCGAUCAAAUCUCGAUGCGGAUCGGUCAGCAGAGCUUUGGCUGAGAGAACUUGCUUGUGAAGGUUCCUGAAAUUUCGUUCAUCUUUGCAGACGGCGCUAUCCGGAUGACGUCAUAUUUUGCAGGUUCUCACGGUGGAGAGUUUUGCGAAAGCCAUUUUGCCCCCGGUUCAAAGGACCUGAAGGCACACGAAAUAUUUCCUUUUUGAUCGUCGGCCAUUGGUAUUUAAUUUUUUUCAAAAGUUUUGUUUGGAACUGGGAUUCUUUCAACACUUUUUAAAAUUGGAAAUUUUUUCAUUCUUCUCAAACAAACUUCUUGUUAAAUUUUUCAAAAGAGAACGAAUAUGCUGUGAAAUAGUUUUGAAUGAAAUCUGUGUGAUCUUUUUGAAAAAAAAAGGAUUAGAAAUCGCUGAUGUUUAAUCUAAUUUGAGAAAAUUUGAUGAUUAAUUUUUUUAAUAGGAAGGACGUCAUACUGUAGUCGAGGACAUCUCUUUCGACUUUGAUUCUUUGGUUUUGGACUGCGUUUAUUGCGGACAGCAGAACAAUCUCAACAACAUGAUGCCCGUUAUACGAGUAACUACAUUUUUUGAGUCGUAUAGUCAAUUUUUCCUUAUUUAGAAGGCGAAUUGUGAAGAUUGGCAAGGGUGACUUGUUGAGUAAAUUUUCUGUUCAUUUAACUGAAAUUGGUAAAUCAUAAACGACGAAAAUAAUUAUCGAAAAUUACAAAGAGAUAGGGGAAGCGCAAAGAAAGACGCAUUUGAUUUCGACUUUCCCGUCAAGAGCUGCGUCGUAUCCUUGCCAAUCUUGCCGUAUCAUAUUUUAUAUGGGGAGAAAUCUAAAAUUAGACUAAAAAAAGUUUUUUUUAGAAUCGAGCCAAGCGUGCUCUUUGGGUUGAAGCUCUCUCGGACGGUGAUGAAGAAGUGAAAACGUAUGUUUUUUGGGACAAAGAAAUAUAGGCUUUGAGUAUAUAUUUUCAGAUUUUAUGAAUUUUAUUCACAUACUGUAACCUGCUUGAAUGUCAAUUGAUUCAAGCAAAUUUUCGCGAAAUAUUGAUGACUUUGAACGAAUAAAACCCACCUUUCCGAGCAAUUUCAAUAAGUUUUGGGGUUUUCUUAAGCCAAUUAAAAUUGAAUUAGGUUGUGUCGAGAAUAAAUCAUGAAAUUGUGAAAAAGUGAAUACUUCGGACGAGUGUUUUCUCAUAUAGCAGUUUUUCGAAAACUUGAUUUAUACUUGAAGGCGACUCCAAACUCUUCUGAAAGGCGGCGUGACGCGUUUCAUCUGCGAUUGGCACAUGGCCGAUAGCACCUUCGAAAUUAACAGUUUCGGCGAGUGGAGACUUCUCAAAAACGCACUUCCUGACCCAAGCGUCCGUUUUUUCUGUUUUUGUUGCCGGAUAUUUUGAAAUCAUGGUUUUAGCUCCGCGAAUGCGACAAAAUGGGCGCUCGUACUUAUUUGGUCGACAAACCGCGAGACGUCUCUUUUUGGGAGAAGGACUUGUGGAAAAAGGUGGAUAUUUUGUCGGCUGUCGACCAUAUCGCAGAUUCCUCCUCCUCCUCCUCCUCCAGAGAUAAAUUAAUAGUUAGAUCAUUUCUAAGCUAUAAUAUAAUUGAAAUACGGUUUCAGGAGGACUCUUUUGUCGAAAUCGACUGUGAAACAAAGGCCACGUCCGUAGGCAAACAAAGUAAAGGUACAAAAUUUCUUCUUUUCUCAUUUUCCGGUUCAAUUUUAAAGACAACUUCUGAUGAUUUAAUAUCACAUUUGAAAAGACCGCUCAAAGAUCUUUUUCAUUAUUUCUAUUUAAGAAAAAGCCGAGCAAAAGACAGUCGCGUGCAAAUUCGAAGUGGAUGACGUGGAUGUAGAGGUUCGUUGUUGGGGGUGAAAAUUCUCGAGGGAAGGGAGUUUCAGUCGAACGCUGUUCGGGAAAUAGCCCUUUCGAGGCAGGGCCAGAAGAAACAACUCGAUUUUAUCGCGGGAACUGCUGGAACUUCAAAUUCUUUUGAAGGAGGCAACUCGGAAGACUAUUCAGACGAGUCUGACGCUGAAAACGAAGCUGUCAAUAAGGUAUUUUUUUCUUCAACAAAAAAAAAAAAAUAAAUAAACAAACACUUUUCAUCGAUUCCAGUUGUCUUCUUUUUUUUUUCUGAAACUAUUUAUUUGCAAAAAGUAUAGUGGUCGAUCUUUUUCCGCAAACUUACGAGAAUCGCUGAAAACUAUUGGAAAGUUAUAUUUGAGCCGAAUAAAGUCAAAAAAAAAACAUCCGGUAGUAAAGAGAUUUGUGAAUAAAUUUUCUCGCAUCAUUCUCCUCAACAUCUGAUGAACACUACGCAAAACCAUAUGGGAUACCAAAAAAAAAACCUCGUGCCAUUGAGAUAUGGUUUUCAGUUGGAAGAGAUGCCUUACGUGGAGCGCUUUUGCCAAGUCUGCUCACGAAUCGUCGACGUCAACUCACCCUCCGAAUUCGCGAAUUUGCCGCGCACUUGGCCCUUCGACGAGUUUUUUCUAGUCGGAAAGAUCAAAAAAAAAAAGUCAAAAAGUUCAGAUGUCGACAUGAAAAAUGGCUGGAAUUGAUGGAUUGGCCACGCGAUUUCGAAGAUUCCAUGCGCUCUCUGUGGCUCAAACGACGCAAUGAAAGCAAUCUUUCUUCGGAUGGAUAUCAUUUUUGUCCUAUCAACGUCUGCCAAUCGCAUCUCGACUUCAGGGUAUCUUGGCUUUUCUUCUUUUUUUUCUUUCUGUGAAAAUCUGAAAUCCGGAGUUUAACGCAGCUGUACAUCAAGAACAUUACGCUACAAUCUUCCCUCUUCUGAUAUUUGAUUUUCUUAUUUUCGACCAGACAUUAGUGUGUUGUCGUCAUCUGUCAGUGUAAUAGCUGUCCAUUUUUUUAUUUCAUUGUAAUAACUGUCCAUUUUUUUAUUUCAUUUCUGCCGACUUGGUUAUACCGUUGUAAAACCAAAAAAGUCUCUCAAACGAUGAACUUGAAAAGUUCAACGAUUUUUUUUCCAGAAAGUUGGUGAGAAAAUGGACGCCUGGCUGCGAACCUAUUGCGUUGUCUGCGAGGUUUGCCUCAAAUCCGAGAGUCUGUUGGUCCCGCUGCCCCAAUCUCAGCAGCAGAGGUUCCUCGUCUGCUCUUUUCCGCGUUUCAUUUCUUCCAUUCUCAGGAUCGUCUGGAUCGAGACUUUGCUACCUCAAAUCCGCAACUCGAAAACGCGAGCGAAAAAGUGGAGCUGGGUGAGAUUUUUUUUUUCAAUUUAAUGAUUCAUUUCAUUUGCAGAAAAAAAGAAACAUAGUUAAAUUGAUUUUUUUGUCUGACCACUUUUUUUACAGAUAAUAUUGCAGUCUCAAGUAAGUUGUUAUUAUUGAGUGGGUCAAGCCUUUUUUUCUGGAAAAAAAUCAUACGACGUGUUCAUCGAGAUAUUAUCAAGAUAAAAAAACAAAAAAAGCUAAAACUGAAUUUUUCGAUUUCGAAAAAAAGGGAAUAGCGCUAUUUAAAAAAAGGUGUAUAAGUUUCAAUUUAGGGCGAAUUGUGUAAAAAUGUCAUGAUCCAAGAAAUAUAUAUGUUCGAUCAGGUCUUUGUCAGUCUUUUCAUUGAUUAAACUAGUUUUAUUCUGUUUUUUCCAGCUACGGGAGCGUCUGACGCGAAGAAAGCCGACGAAAUACCGGAUGUGUGUUUUUCACUUUUCUCAAGAAGCUUUCGUCGAAAAAGACAACAAAUGUGUGUUCACAGGUCGCGCCUUGCCUUUGCCUUUGGUUCGAAGGAUCCUCUUGAUUUCUUGAUUUAUGCUUCUAUUUCAGACUCACGAUGAAGUAGUUCCCAUUCCUCGAGGCCCCGAUGCCGUCAGCAAAUGUCUCAUGUGCGACGACUGGAAGAAACAAUGUUGGUUCCACUCAUUCUUUUUUCAAGCAAUUAAUCAAACUCGAAUUGUUUCUUUUUUCAAGCCAGGUUUGGCCCCUAUGAUUUCACAGUCAAUAUUGAAUCGCAGAAUAAAAAAAAAAAAUUUACAUUCAGCGCUGUUUUAUGACAGCGUGUUUUAAAGUCGAUUUCACCUUAUUUUUUAUUCAUUGUUCGGUUUAUUGCGAGAACACCUUCAUCAAAUAUUGUAUCAAGCUCACGAUGAAUGAACUAUUUCAGUAGAGUGUUAAGGAGAGUGGCCAGCAUUCCUUUUGCACGAAUAGCCUUUCUUUCAGUUUUUAUUUGUGAACAGCUGAAAUUUCGUCAAAUUUUGAAACUUUUUUCAGCUGACAUGCAAGAAUUGCGCUGGCCUAACACAGAUUCGGAAAAAGUGUUUUUGACGGACGCGAUUUUCGGAGCAGACCGAGUCGUAAGUUUUUCUUUUUUGAAUUUGGAAUUUAAAAUAAUUGCAGUAUGUUCGGCGCGCUAUCGAUUAUAUGACAACUGUGAAGAAGCCGAUCCUCAUUUGUUCUUACCAUUUUCCUGACCAAAUGGUUUCCUAUUUCUUCCAUGACCUCGAGAUUACUCCGAUGCUUUCUUCCAGAACCCGUUCGAUCUGAUUGCCGAGAGACGCAUCUCCUAUGGGAUCACCGUGGAGUGUAUUCUCUGCUCCCACUGCGAGGACGCCAGUGGAAUGGUGCCUUUUCCUUCGGAGGCUGCGGCAAAAACUCGUUGGCUGAAUGCUAUGUGUCGAGAGCCUUGGGUGAGAUCUCAACGAAACUGGUCUCAAACUUUUUUCGAAUAGUUCAAGCCGCUUCUACAAAUAAGUCACUCCAAAAAUUGAAAAUACGGUCAGGAGAAACAGUUCAAAAAGAGAAAGGAAAAGAAAAACACUGGAAUAUAAGACUAUUUAAAAAAAUUUAACAAAAAAAUCUAUUUAGAAGCGAAUUAGUGCGAAAAAUUAUGGAAAAUGUCCAAUUUUAAAGAUUUCCCGAAUCAAAAGAAAGGCUUUUGGUUUUUUUCUCUCAAAGUUAUCAUUAUUAGAGAAGCUCGAAUUUUUUGUUUUUAUAGUUAGGCCCUACACGCUACCAAACAACACGGAUAACUUUAAAUUUUGAGGUUCAUCGUUUUCUGAGCGAAAGACUGUCUGUGGAAGGACGUCACUACCUGUGUGCAGCCCACUUCCACAAAAACGCCUUGCGAUUCUUCCCUGGCUUGGGACUUUGGAAGCGCAGUGGAUAUGUGCCUUUGCUCGCCUGUCAUUCAGAGGAGGAGAAAAACGCGGUUCAGCUACUUGCCAAAAACGUGACUUCUGAUCUUUUAUGCCGAAAAAAUGGAAGGUUUUCAGAGAGACGAGUACCGUCCUGUACUCAUCCAAGGCCUCGAUGAAAACGGCAUCAAGCCUAUCGAGUACGAUUUCGUCGUUCAAUAUCUUGGAGAGGCGCGAAUUAAAGAGGUUUUUUGAAGAUAAUUUCAUCUUUUUUUGCCAGUGUAGUUUUCUUGAAGAAUUUCUUUUUGGGCAGUGUGUUUUGAGGCUGGCAAAUUCAAAAAACUGAAAAUUCGUCCUUGGAGAAAAGCUCCCAGUAGAAAGAAAAUUGAAAAGCCUGUUUCAGAAGAUAUAGGAAGAAAAGGGUGAUGAGAAAUUACACAAGGCUAGAGAGCCGGUUUAAGAAAACUAAUAUGAAAGAAGAAAAAAAAGCUAUUUUUAUUUUUACAAGAUACUUUGGGAAUUCACUUUUUUUUUAAACGGAAAUAACAUAAAUGUUUAUUUUAUAGACUCUUCUGUUUUUAAGCUUAAAAGCUUUUUAUUUUUCCCUCCUCGUGUUCUUUAUUGAACGGGAAAAAAAAUUUUUAACCAUUUCUCAAUCGCUUAUUCUUAAUUAUCCUUUUGGUCAAAGCGGAAAAUGGUUUUUUAAAUCGUGCAGAACGCAUUGACUUCGGUCUAACAAGAGAAGUGUUUUUGGUGGCCGGUUGAACUUUUGUUGAAACUUUGCUGAAGAUACUAUAAGACCUCCUCUUUCCAGAACACAAAUAAAAUUUCUCGCAAUAGAUCUCGUUUUCGAGUUAUGUAGCUUCAAAGUUUGCACGCUGAAUUAGUGCUGCAAGGCAAGAGGGAACGUGGCUCGCGUACGAUCCCUCUACUCUAGCCACUACAUAACGCUGCCAACUGGAGUAGAGGGAUUGUACGCGAGCCACGUUACCUCUUGCCUUGCAGCACUUAUUCAACGUGCAAACUUUGAAGCUUCAUAACUCGAAAACGAGAUCUAUUGCGAGAAACUUUAUUUGUGUUCUUGUAAGUUUCAAGAAAACAAGCUCCCUUAAUUUUGAUAUUACUAGACGGUGUACCUAAUAGUCUAUGCCCAACAUGACCUUCUUUGUAAGAUCGGAUUUUGCUGCUGGAAAAUAACAAAUAAGUUGAGAUCGAGGACGAGAUUUACGGCCUCGUGAUGUCUUGCCAAAAGGAAGAUGACGGAGAAGUCGAGAACGAAGUUUACGAAGAGGAAGUUUUCGAAGAAACAACUCAGGUCUUCGAAAUUCCUGAAGACUUAGAGCAGUCCCAGUAAUACAUUUGUAAACUGCAUAAUGUUUUCUCAGCUUUUUGAUUGAAAACGGGUUUUCAUCCUUUUCAAUUUUUUUAUAUUGCCCUUUCGUAUAAAGUACUUUUCACGAAACUCUUGUUUUCGCCCAUGCGUUUUUCUCGCAUCUCCAUUUUCUCUGAUUGCCGAUUUUCGAAGUUUUUCGUUUGGUAGAAGUUGAAGGUCCAUAGAAUCUGUUCAAAACACGGUUUUUUCCUUUCUGCAUAGUUAGAAAACGGUUCUACCACAGGGAUAGAGGCUUUUUGCUGCACUCUUUCAGUUCAGAAUGGCGUUCACAUUCGCCGCCUUCUGCUACCUUUUGGCACUUAUCGCCGUUGGCUUCUGCGUUUUCUUCGCCAUCUACACGGUUCGAGGCGUUCACUAUCUCUCAAUAGAUUGAGUUUCAGGUCAUCUGUGUUGACGAACUGCGAACCGAUUACAAAAACCCUAUCGAACAGUGCAGAAACUUGAACCAGGUUGAAUUUUUUCGAAUCGUUCAAAACCCUUCAUAUUUGUGCUGGAAAAAUAUUUGUUUUUCGAAUUUAGCUAAAAAAAAACUUUUUGUGAGAUUCCGAAUAAAUUAGCUAAUUUUUCUGGAUUCAUGUAGAACGUAUUUCAUGCGCUGAAUUCGGAAAGAUCGUAUCAUCUCUUAUAAAAUACACAUAGUCCAGAGCCUCAAAAGUUUUUUUUUCCCGUGAUUAACACGCAGUCUCUGUAAUUCUCAAAAUCAACGGGUACAGAAAAAAAAAUAUUUUUUGAUUUCAAUGAAAUUUCAACCGGUGUUAUCAUAUGACGUCAGGAUUGCGGACACGAUUUUUUGAGCCAUUUCCUCUAACCGUAACCGGGUUACGGUAGGGAGGUGGUCACCUGCGUAUCUAAGAAUUGACAAGUUUUCUCUAGGCAAGUUGUAUAUCAAUCGAUAGGUAAUGCAAUUUUAAAAAUUUUUUCAGUACAUACCAUCUUGGGUUACUGUAGAAAUUUUUGAGAUACGGUACUUUUUGUGUUUGCGACUUUGGUUUUUUGGUCACCCUACUCACAAUAGUUAUUUGCCGUUAAAGUUACCUCUCUAAAAGAUGUGUCAGGUCAUCAGCUACAAAUUCAUACCACAUUGAAAAAAUUCCGAGAUACCCAUCAUGUCGCAAAAUCGCGCCGAACGCGCGCAACUCGGGGUCCUAGCGCUUAGACUCGCCUUGGAUGAUGGCCUCUAACCUUCUUUUAUUGCCUUGAACUUUUUUUCUUGAAACUACAGUCCAUAAACUUCUGGUAAAAGUCAUUUUCACAAAGUUUAGCCCACUUUACGGCCAGAAAGUUCACUUUGAAGUCGAUUUUGGCUUGAAAGUUGAGGUUUUUGAGGUUCUAUGCUUUUUUUUGGGAGGACUAUCACCGUUUAGUGUUGGCCAUUAGUGUUUCAUCACGCAUCCACAUCUCCCAAAGGUCUUCUGAAACCUAAAGUACAAAAAUCUCAUUUACCCAUCAGCUGAAAAACUCAGUUUUAAGACGAUUUCGGCCUGAACACAUCGUUUUUUGAUAAUCCACACCUCUUUUGGGUAAACUGUCAUCGUUUCCUCUUUUCUAUUGGUUUUUCACGUGGUUCCUGCAUCCACCAAGUUCAUUUUGAAGUCUGAAAUUUUCCGUUUUAGCUACCCGUCGGCCGGAAAACUCAGUUUGAAGACAAAACUGACUUGUUAACAGUCUUUUUGAGGUUCAAUGCUUUGUUUUGGACUCGCUAUCGGGUUGCAUUGCAUUCUUUUUUAGUUGUUCCUUUGAUUUUUGUGCUACCCACAAAUACUGCGACCUUAUAUUUCGACGAUAUAUUUUUACCUGUCGCCUUGAAUUCUGGGUAGGGUGCAUCUUGAGUUUAGAAUUUUUAUCAGAAUUUUUUUAAUAGAUUCCGAAGCCCAAAAGAAUGCUCACUUCAGAUAAGCUUCGAGAACUUUCUUCGAGAACUUAAAAGUCCAAAAAAGAUACCAAAAUUUAAUUGUUCGUCUAAUUCAGCUCAUCCUGCCGGAGUACUUGAUCCACGGAAUAUACUCGUUGAUGUUCGUCUUCAGCUGGCAACUCAUCGCCAUCCUCAUGAACCUUCCCUUGGCGCUUUAUCACAUUUACAGGUGAGCUUUCCCUCGUUACUCUCAUCGACUUCCCUUUGAGCUACCUCAAUCGGCCAGUCAUGUCCGGGCCCGGAAUCUACGACCCGACCACCAUCCUCAACCGCUCAGUUCUUUCUUCGACGUUGCGCGUGUCCUGGGCCAAGCUCGCUUUCUACCUCAUUUCCUUCUUCUACUAUCUCUAUGCGUCAGUUCGAUAUUUCUUACGAAAAAAAGCCAUUGGAACAGUAUAUUUAAAUUAAGUAAUUUGUUUUUUCGAAAUAGAAUACGUCUAGUCGGUAUCUGCGCAGAUGUAGUCUCUGUGGAGCGAAAAAUAGGAAAAUCUCAAUAUUAAAAGAAUCUGCGAGACUUAGAAUCCUGCACUUUUUUUUAAGCAACCUUUUUUUAAACGCUUUGUACCGUGUUAGAGAGCGUUUGCGCCAAAAAAAGACAUUUCAAUGAAUAACCGAAAUUGUCUCUCAUGUCUGUCAACUUUUUUCUCGCUCAAGUUUGUUUGAAAGGAUCCUGAAAAAGAUUUGUAUGUUCUUUUUUGCAAGAAGUGUUUGUUUCUAGUAUGAUCUACACGCUCGUCACUUCGUCUUAA
Caenorhabditis auriculariae is the source of this 9842-nucleotide messenger RNA. The record is from the annotation of a GenBank genome assembly. Lineage: Eukaryota; Metazoa; Nematoda; Chromadorea; Rhabditida; Rhabditidae.